Molecule: messenger RNA, 252 nt
Organism: Meloidogyne enterolobii
Lineage: Eukaryota; Metazoa; Nematoda; Chromadorea; Rhabditida; Meloidogynidae
Source: the annotation of a GenBank genome assembly
AUGCAUCUUCAGGAGAUUGCAAAUAUUGCUACUAAACCCUCUCCCGAAGCAUACGUUAAACAACAAUUAAAAGAAAUAUGCAUAGCAUAUAACGGUCCAAUAUUAACACUUAUGAGAAUAAAAGUGAUGACAGUUGACAAUUGUGAAUGGCCAAGCUCAGAAAAUGAAAAAUUACUAAAUAGGGCUAUUGACUUAUUUUGAAGAUUAGAUGCUUUUAUUCCAAAUGAGAAAAAAUUUGGGUCAUUUUUAGCA